AUGUACACAAAAUCUAAAUUUGAUGAUGAAGAUGAUCAAGGUGGUGGAAACAAAGAAAACACAUUACAUGAUACGAAUAAUAAUAAAUUUAAGAAUAGCAUAAGUAUUAGAUCAAUAUAUCAUAUUUCAAAUAUCCCCACAGUUUCAACAAAGGGAAAAGUUUGGCCCUUAUCAAAAUUUGAAAAAAUUGAUGUAUUAAAAUGUGCAAUAAAUGGAAAGAAUAUAGAAUAUUUACAAAAUAUUGAAAAGGAAAUCAAACAAUCAAUGAUGAUUUUCCCAGCUGAGAUAUUUGCUAAGAUAUUUGAUUUAUUAGAUUCUUGGGGACAAUUAAAACCAAAAUUUAUGAGAGUUUGUAAAUUAUUUUAUGUGAUGAUAUUACCAUUGAUUUAUAAAAAUCCAUAUUUAAGAGGAACCAAUUUUUUAAAUUUUGUUGAAACUUUAUCCAAUAAUAAGAAACUUGGAAAUUUUAUUCAUGCAUUAGAUUUAGCUUAUGUCAUUCAAUCUGGAAAAAAUGCAUUUGUUGCAAGAUUAUUAAAACAAUCAAGAAAAAAUCUUGAAGUAUUUGUAGCUCCUCAAACAAGUUUUGGAUUUGGUCCUUUAGUUGCAUUAAAAAAUUGCUCAAAUUUAAAGAUUUUGGAUUUAAGAUUAGUUUCUGAAACUUUGAACUUAACUCAACUUUUUCAUUCCAUUGAAAAUUUAAAACACUUGACUCAUUUAUCAUUUCCAAGAUCACUGAUAGAUAUUGAAGACCAUGAGAAAAUAUCAUGGCCACCAAAAUUAAGUUUUUUGAGAUUAUCAGGCGGUAUAAAUGAUGAUUUUUUGUAUCAUUCAAAUUUUCCAAAUCUGAUUACAAAUAUGGAAUUUGCUCAUUGUCCUGCAAUAACGGAUUUAGGGUUAAAACAAGUAUUAUAUAGAAUUGGUAAUCAAUUAACAACUUUAAAAAUUCAAUAUCCAAUGCCAGCUUUAAAAAAUAAUUCAUUAGAUGAGGUAUUCAUAUUUUGCCCAAACUUGAGAGUUCUAGAAGUCAGUGUUGAUUAUCUUUCAUCAAUGUUUUUUGAUGACCAAUAUUUGGGAUAUGCUAACGAAAGACCAUUAAGAACUAUGUAUAUCAAUAGUAGUGGUAUGCUUGGAACAACUACAAAAUUAGAUCCAAUGGAUUUGGCUGUUGCAAUAGAAGAUGGUAGACUACCUUUGUUGAAAAAUAUUCAGUGUACCGCAAAGUUAGGUUGGGAUCCAAAAUCAGAAGCUGUAACUUUCAUUGCUGAUGAAUUAGAUGAAAGAGGAGGGGGAUUGUAUAUAGGAUACUAG
Lodderomyces pseudojiufengensis is the source of this 1308-nucleotide messenger RNA. RefSeq lists its product as uncharacterized. The record is from RefSeq and is a predicted model, not a curated record. The transcript is spliced from 2 exons. NCBI's taxonomy places the organism in Eukaryota, Fungi, Ascomycota, Pichiomycetes, Serinales, Debaryomycetaceae. The coding region runs from base 1 to 1308 and encodes 435 amino acids.